UUCUAAAUUCUAAUUUAUUUCUGUGUAGCAUUAGCUCGUAAAGUCGUUAGAGUAAAAAUAUUUAAUUCUAUGAGCACUAGGUACAACGCUGCUAUAAUGUUUCUGUCUUAGAUUCUGGUGUCUGUAAUGGUUAAAAACAAUAUUUUUGAAUAAAGUAUUAGUACAACCAAGAAGUUUAGUGCAAUAAUAUCAUGAACCGCAAGAACUUAAGUUUACGUGAAGAUAAUAUAACUCAAGGAAAUUGUCAAGUGGAAGUACUUAAAAAUGCAGCUGUAACAGAAGAUGAUUAUUUUGUUGCACCACCCGGAAAUAUACCAUUACAUGAAGUGGAAAUUAUAGAUAAUCAAAUAGAAAAAAAUGAAAAAAGAAAUUAAACAAAUUUUUAACUUAAAAAAGUUUUUCACACCCAAAGAGAAACUUAAAGAUAAAUAUAUUUACAAGAUAGAGACUCCAAGUAAAAUUAUGCUGACUAAUAUUUAUAUCAAUUGGCUUCAUUCAAUUAAUACUAAAUCAAAUUGUCCCAUUUAUUUAAACAAUGAUGUGAUCAAAGAUGUUCCUUAUGGUUAUGUGGAACAAUCAACAAAUGUUAUUCCAGUCCUUAUAGAAGCAGAUAAUACUUGUGAAACAUAUAAAGCCAUAACUCAAUUAGUCUUCAAUCUUACUGUGCCAAGACAAGAUAUAAUGCAGUAUUUUGUACAAUGGCAAAGGUAUCGAAAAUAUUGGUGGAGCUCAAUAACUACUACACCAAGUUUAUUUACGCUGGGUGAAAUUAUGCAUGAAGAAAAUACCUCUACAACUCAAAUUUUUGCUAAUCUCAGUUGUGGUUUUCAAGCUGUUGAAAAUAUAUACAUGGCUACAACACCUGAACAAAACAAAGCACAUCUUAAAUGUACUAUAAAUUUGGAGACAGCACUCUGCACUUUACUGCUAGAUGGAAUUUUGAAUCAGACCAAAGAAGGCUAUUUAAGGCUACACACUAAAGUGGCACCAUAUAAAAUAUCCUUUGCUGUGAACUGUCAGGAUGACAGAAAAAAGGAAAGCCUUAAGGAGCUAGCAAUGUUAUUGAAUAGUAAAUUACAAUCCAAAUAUAUUUCAAAUAUAUUACCAAUGUUUACUAUACCAUUUGAUGAUCAGAUCAAUGAAAACCUUCAUUUAGGAGUGUCAUAUACAGCAAUACUGAGUAGAGAAACAUUAGAUGAUGGAAUAUUUCAUUUGCUUAGCCACAGCACCAUGUUAAAGGAACAAGUUCAUGUAGUUGAUUUUGUUAAGUACGCUGUGUUACUGUGUGGAAGAUAACUGCAGAAUUACAUUGUAUCUACAUGUUUUGUAUUUCAUUGUAGUCAUAUAAUAAAGUUACAUCAUUGAUUUUUGUUUAAUAAAAUAAUUAAAAUAUGU
Leptidea sinapis is the source of this 1395-nucleotide messenger RNA. RefSeq lists its product as uncharacterized. Bases 358 to 1296 code for a protein of 312 amino acids. The record is from RefSeq and is a predicted model, not a curated record. NCBI's taxonomy places the organism in Eukaryota, Metazoa, Arthropoda, Insecta, Lepidoptera, Pieridae. The transcript has 7 exons.